ACCCGCGGCUCGGGCCCCGCGAUUCUGGUCUCGGAGAAUACAGAAUCGAUUUACAGGGGGCCAGCCAGGCUCAGAUAGUUCCAGGAACCCAACAGCACGUUGAAGGGCUCUGGUGCCGAGCCCUGGUCUGUGGAUACCCAGGCAGACCUGCAGCGCCUAAUGCCAUGAGCGUGGUGGUGCAGCAUGCGGAGGAGAAAGCUGUGCACUCCUGGUCGCGGAUCUCCACAGCUGGGAAGAAGGCCCUGGAGGAGGCGCUGCUGGUGUUUAACCCCAUGAGCCAGGAUCUCAGUGCCACAGAGGCCCAACUUGUGGCCUUUCUGCAGGGCCUGCGCGAUGAUGGCUUCCAACCUACCAUUCUGCGCAGCGGUGACGUCUACGGCUAUAGUUCGUGCACAGCCAGUCCCCCAAGCCAGACGAAGCUGCAAGCUCGUGCCCCCACCGCACCUGCCACGUCACCUCUAGUCAGUGCUCCCCGAACUGCCAUGCGGCUGCCUGCAGGCCGGGCCACACUCCUCCCAAUGGCACUGUCUGGCAGGCUGACCAAAACAGCCACACCCGCCCUUGCCAAGCACGCCACAGCCAAUCUGCUGCUGAGUUCACUGAAGCAGUCAAGUGCUGGCCGCGCCCGCAGCGGAACAGUGGGCUUCCCUGCCCACCUCUACCCAGGUGUCUACCCUGCCAUGCGGCUCUCUGUCGUCCUUGAGGCCCUGGUUCCGCUCAAGACUCCUGUGCCCUGCUUGAGCCCCAAGCACAAGGCCCAGUCCCUGCAGUUCUCACCUGCAGACUCUCCCCUGAAGCUACGUAAAGGCCCAGGCAAGGGGCCACAGAAGCCCCCGCCCAGAGCUCCCAGAACAGCCACAAGCAAGGGCGCCAAAUGUCUGACUCGCAGAGGUCCCAGGGCCAGACCCCAACAAGGCACUGGGCCCCAGGGCAACACCUACAGAGCCACUGGGUCCCUCGGCGGCCUGCAAUUGAAAUGUGGCUCUGUCAAGGGCACAAAAACAGCCCAGGCUAAGGUGUCUCGAACACAGGCCAGAGCUGCCAGGGCUCAGGCCAAGGGCAAGGCCGUGCGGGUCAGGGCCAAGGGCAAGGCCGUGGGGGUCAGGGCCAAGGGCAAGGCCGUGGGGGUCAGGGUCAAGGGCAAGGCCGUGCGGGUCAGGGUCAAGGGCAAGGUGGCUCAGGUCAAGGCCAAGGGCAAGGCUGUGCGGGUCAGGGCCAAGGGCAAGGCUGCCGGGGCCAGGGCCAAGGCGGCUCGGACCCAGCCGAGAGGCAGGGGCAGGCCAAAAGGCUCUGCCCAGGCCAGGACUGCGAGGAGGGGCCAGAAACACCACCCCGAGACCGCAGGGCAGAAGAGGAAAAGGGCUGAGGAGGCCAAGGAUCUUCGUCCCCGGAAGAGAACACAGCUUGGUCCCCGGUCCCCCAAGGCACGGCUAGGGCCUGGAACAGCAAAGCUGCUCAAGUUCCGGGCCGUCAAGGUGGACAGGAGGUGCUCAGACGAUGAGGUGCGGCAGCGCGCCCAGCGGAUCCUCCACGUGGACCUGUCCCCUGUAAUACGGCUCCAGCCGUUGCCGCUACGCUCGGCACCCUGAGUUCUUCAUAGUUUCAUAGUGAUGUUUGGGGAAGCUGUGGCCCAUGGCAACACUGCACAAUGCCUGUGGAUUCCACAGCCCCUAGGACUCUGGUGCCUCCAGGCCCCUGUGAGCCACUGCCCACCAUUCAGAGACUAGGGUGUGGGGUGCUGUGGGUGGGCAGGACGGGUGUUCUCGUGCACGGCGCACUGUGACCUGUACUCCGCUACUUGUAGUCCACUGUUCAUCUAUCACGUUUUAUACCUUUCCACUU
This is a messenger RNA of Manis pentadactyla (Chinese pangolin), 1842 nucleotides long. RefSeq names its product coiled-coil domain containing 71 (gene CCDC71). Bases 165 to 1589 code for a protein of 474 amino acids. Lineage: Eukaryota; Metazoa; Chordata; Mammalia; Pholidota; Manidae. The transcript has 2 exons. The record is from RefSeq and is a predicted model, not a curated record.